CGGCGGGUGGAGCACGCCCGCCGCCAUGGCAAACUUUUUCCGAGACACGUACGACCAAAACUUCCCAGUCUGAAGGAUGAAGACUGAAGAUAAGGUGAACCGAAGUCUACUGCAGAGCUCGCCUGCUCAGCAUCCGGAGACCAGUUGUUGUAGAACAUUUAUUUUAUUUUCCAUUCUAGAACGUAGAACUUAGGGGUGUCAGUUGCUAUGAAGUUUUAUGAUGUUCUUUACUGGUUAAAUAUUAAUACACCGUAUAGGAAGUUUGAAAGUACUGCGGUUGUGCAAGCGGCCAGUGCGAGUAGGACUCGGCGCGUACUGUCGAUGCCGCGCCGCCGGCCGUACGCGACGAACCGACGAGUGCAGCCUGCAGCCACGGGCGACCACCGCGUGCACGCUGCCUGCUACCUCGCGGUCUCUCCCUUCACAGCUUCUGCACACGUAAUGGGUCAUUUCGCUUACUUAGGGAACCUAGGAAUUAAUUUUCGUGAACCAGGUUGAAAAGGUCGGAGACGCUGAUGCAUGCGUUUACCGUAUGAAUGUCAUCAGCUAAUCUCCGACAUUUGUCGACCUUGUCCUAAGGAGAAGUGCCCGUUUUGUUGCGACAGGUGAGACCCUAAAUGGGCAACGACUGAUCGAGUUCCGACUGGGACAAGAGGCGGAAGCGGAGCGUGGCGAGGAACUGUCCGUCGCGUCCGCCGAGCUGAUGGUGCGCGCGGAGACCGCGCCGCACGCGCGCCACCUGCGGUACACGCUGUGGGCGUUCACGGUCGGCGACAACGGCACGCUCGGCGCGCUGGCGGGCGCGGCGCGGCGCGACCCGGCGCGCGGCUGGCAGCGCAUCGACGUGACGGCGGCAGCGAGGCGCUGGGCGGCGGCGGGCGCUCGCGCGCCACUCCGGCUGCUGCUCGACUGCAGUGGUUGCGGCGGCCGCGUGCGGCUGCGGCUGGGCGGCGGGCAGGCGGCGCGCCCGCUGCUGCGCCUGCGCCUCAUGCCGCCGCCCGCGCGCCGCCGCCGCGCGCUCGACUGCGACGCCGCCGAACACGGCCGCUGCUGCCGGCAGACCUACUACGUGAGCUUCAGCGCGCUCGGCUGGGACGACUGGAUCGUCGCGCCGGAGGGCUACUACGCGAACUACUGCCGCGGCGCGUGCCUCAACUACCACUCGCAGGUGGUGGAGGCGGCGCGGCUGGAGCGAGCCGCGUGCUGCGCGCCCGUGCGCUUCUCCGCGCUGUCGCUCAUCUACUUCGGCGCCGACUCGAACAUCAUCAAACGCGACCUGCCCGAGAUGGUGGUCGAGGAGUGCGACUGCCCGUAGCGGUCCUGUACAUAGCCCGCCGCUCGCCCGCGCCGCUCCGCCGCUCUCCGCCGCCCGCCGCCGCGGCGCGCUUCUGCCGCUCUUCAAUCCGAUUUAAUCCGAAUCGAUUAUAAAUAAUAUUCUCGACUUGUGUAAUGUUUUGUUCCUCGCGUUCGAAAGACUAUAUCCUAAAUCGAAUAAAUAAAUAAAUCCCUGUGUGCGCGGGGCCCGGCGCGCGAUCGCACCGCCCGCCGCGCGUAGUAGUUGUGGUAGUGGUCGCGUGCGCCACGUGGU
Molecule: messenger RNA, 1588 nt
Organism: Manduca sexta (tobacco hornworm)
Lineage: Eukaryota; Metazoa; Arthropoda; Insecta; Lepidoptera; Sphingidae
Gene: Actbeta
Product: inhibin beta chain
Exons: 2
Coding region: 704-1315 (203 amino acids)
Biological process (GO): SMAD protein signal transduction
Cellular component (GO): extracellular region
Molecular function (GO): growth factor activity; cytokine activity
Source: RefSeq, a predicted model, not a curated record